AUGACCAUGCACCACCAGCUCAACGGGAGCUCCGGUUCAAACGGCGUCGUCAAGACUCGACGCUCGCACCGAAAAUCCCGGAACGGCUGCAGUGAGUGCAAGCGACGACACAUACGAUGCGACGAGCGCCGUCCAGCCUGCACCAACUGCACAAUUGCUGAGCGCGCAUGCUCGUUCCCUCCUGCUCGCCAGCCGCAGAGCCAACUCGAGCCCCUACCGCCGCCGCAGCUGCCGCACAGCCCGGCCGACUCGCAUCUGAGCCGCAAAUCUCAACAUUCGCCAUCGUCGUGCGAGCCGGACCACCCGGUUCCGUGGCCGCCAUGCGGUCCUGAUCCCUCGUCAACAUCUCCAGAGUCUGUACUCGGUGCUGGUCGCUACAGGUUCGCUCCGGCGCCGUCCGCCGGUCCUCAGACCUUGCCGUCCUUUACCGAAUCCUUCACCAACACCGCAUACCACCCGCCCGUUCCUCCGGCCUCUCUUUUUACAGUUGAGCAUCUCAUGCUCUUCCACCACUUGUCCGAUGCCAUGAACGAUUGCAUCUUGGCUCGCGGUCAGGUCAAGGUUGUGCUAGACGUCGCCAUCAGGCACCUGAUAGAUGCUCCCUACCUCAUUGACCAGCUGCUGGCUCUAUCGGCGCUGCAUGUGGCCUUCACCACCAAACCCGGGGAGAUGCCGUUGAAUGGUACAGUUGCAUCGUUCCGGAAUCAGGCCACCGAGCUGCAGACGCGCGCUCUGUCGUCCUUUACGCGCAUUACAGCCAUGGUCCCUGCCGACGAUACGGCUACCUGCGUCCCUCGAUUUCUUUUUGCCAGUCUGUUGAGCAACCAGGUCCUGGCCGAGACCCUGCUGCAGCAUCAGCAGCCACAGCCCCUUCCCUACCACCACGAUGUCAUGGGAGUCCAUGGCGGAGGGGGCGGAGGAGGUGUUAUUGGAGGUGGAGGUGCUAGUGGUGGCGCCAUCAGCUUCCAUGGCUUCAUUGAACGCAUGGUUGAGUGUAUCCAUCUUCAUCGGGGUGUUCUAGCCCAAGUCCGCCCAACUUGGGAUUACCUCAUGCAGUCCGAGCUGUACCCCCUACUUCACAUCACCCACGAUGCCAACAUCGCCGCGGUGACACUGAAAUCUGGCACAGAGUGCACUGCUCUCCGGCAAAUGAUAGAGGCUGCCGCCUCCCCGGUGUCCCGGUAUGGUGACGCCUCACCACCCCGCCUUGACCAAGCCAGCGCUGAUGCCUGCCGCGUGGCCAUUGACUCACUCCAGUGGGCGUUCGACAUGCAUCGAGCUCUGCCUGAAGCAGACAUCUCGCAUGCCCCGUCUGCCUUUAUCGUCACCCUCGAGGCGGAAUACGUGGACGUGUUACGAACACUGCUGCCUGAAGCCUUGGUGAUUCUAGCUUACUUGGGCGUGCUGAUCCAUCGGUGCCGACGCUUCUGGACGUUUGGCACCGCAGGCGCAAAUCUGAUCCGCGCUAUCGCGGGUUAUCUGGGAGGACAUUGGCACGAACCGCUGGCAUGGCCUCUCAAGGUGAUUGAGGAAGAGACUGACUAA
Molecule: messenger RNA, 1545 nt
Organism: Trichoderma aggressivum f. europaeum
Lineage: Eukaryota; Fungi; Ascomycota; Sordariomycetes; Hypocreales; Hypocreaceae
Product: transcriptional regulator family: Fungal Specific TF
Exons: 1
Coding region: 1-1545 (514 amino acids)
Biological process (GO): regulation of transcription by RNA polymerase II
Molecular function (GO): DNA-binding transcription activator activity, RNA polymerase II-specific; zinc ion binding
Source: RefSeq, a predicted model, not a curated record